AUGUUCGUGCAACCGGACGCCGUGCGGAGGCACAGUGAUGAUGAAAACGACGACUCGUGGAGUGGCGGCGAGUCCGACCAGUCCAACGAUCCACAGGAUGGAGAGUCAAAUGGCGGCAAGAUGCUCAAGAAAAGACGCGAAGAGUGCGAGCGCAAAGCUCGGCGCGGCGAGAUGGACCCUCGACUGGAAUUUACCUUCCAGCUCCUGAUCGACGCCACCGGCCUCACCAGGGGCGACAUCAUGGACAACGUUUUUGAGGGCAAUAUGCUUGACGAGAUCAACCAGCUUUUUCUGCCGCACAUGAGAAACACCCUGCUUUGGUUCUACCAAGAGGUGCCUCAAGCCGAACAAGCUGCACCUAUUGACCCGAACAAAGCUGGGCCUUCAAGGGCAGUUGCCCAACCAGGUCCGUCGACCAGCAAGGCCCACCAGCCUGUCGCAGCCGCGCCGGCACCUGUGGCCAAGAAAAAACUCUUUCUCACCGACGGCUGGACCGUUCCCUUGACGGGAAUCUGCAUUUACAUGUACCGCCUCAACAUCACCAAGCAGUUGCCCGAAGAAGGAUUUCACAAGGAUUUGUACUGCGGAGUGAUUGACGUGACUCGAGUCGGCCUGGUGACGACGAUUGAGCGGAUUGUGGAGAAUGUGUUCAUGGAGGCGCUGGCACAUCCCUCGCCAGACGCGGAGGACGACGAGGCCAAUUGUCCGUUGGUGCGAAACCAAUUAUUGCCCAGUCUUAGAUCUUUCUGCAGUGCGUUGAGAGUUUGCGAGGAAGUUUGCCAGCAAAAGAAUGUUUUUGAAGAUGAUAUUAAUAUUCUCGCCAACAUUCAAAGUCCAGACGACGCGAGAGAAUAUUCAAAAACAGUUGAAAACGUGACCCUUCUGGAGGAGCGUCUGAAAACCUGGAUGAAAAGAGUCCACGAGGUUGUAAUGGAAAGUCAGCAACUGCGGCGGGAAAAUGACUCCACUGGUCCGCAAGACGAAUUGGAGUAUUGGAAACGGAGAGGCGCCCAGUUCUCACAAAUUGUCAACCACCUACAAAGUCAUGAGGUUCAAAUGACGCUGCUCUGCCUCCAAAUAAACUACUCCAAGACGAUAAAGUCGUGGCGGGAGCUGGACAAAAAAAUCACCUUCUGCUACAAUGAAGCGCGAGAUAACGCAAAGUUCAUUCAGUCGAUGGAAAAAGUGUGCCACUCUUUGUAUCUUCACGACCCCGUGCAGAUGAAAGACUCGAUUCUGAACCUCAUCCAGACCGUCCGACUCAUUCACAGUGUCAGCAAGUUUUACAACACAACGGAGAGAACGUCCUCCCUCAUGGUCAAGAUCACAAAUCAAAUGAUCGAGACGUGCAAAUUGUACAUAACCUGUCGCGGCAAAGAAACGAUCUGGUCGCAACCGGAGGCGGAAGUGAAGGAGAAACUUGAACACUGCAUCAAUUUGAAUCGCGUUUACCACUCUACGUAUUUGACAGUGAAAAAUCAGCCCUUUCUACCCGGCGCAACUCCUUUCGGCUUUUCUGAAAACUACGUUUUUGGAAAGUUUGACACUUUUUGCGGUCGUCUGGAGAGGAUUAUUACACUAUUUGACGUAGUCAACGAUUACACGCAACUUUUUGAACGCCGAAUGGAAGGUCUCUUACUUGGAGAGGCUCUUGAUGAGGCUAUGCGUGCCUUUGAUGCGGCCAAAGCUGGGAUAAUGAACAAGGACUACAAUUACUUGGACCACAGAAAUAAAGAAUUCGACGAGGAUUAUGAUGCGUUCAUUGCCAAUAUCGAGGCUUUGAAAACGAGCAUUGGAAACAACAUAGAGAGAAAUUAUGACACAGUUUGGGAAUCGCCCCAGGCUAUUAAAUUUCUGAUCAGAUUUGAAAAAAUCAUUGAGAAAAUUCCACUGACAAGGAUGGACGAAAAGUAUGAUCGCGUCUUGCGAUUCUGCGACAAAGAGGUGGACAGAAUUCACAAAUUAUUCCGAAAACAAAAGUCAGACCCGCCGUUACCAAGAUAUUUUCCACCACUGGCAGGUCGCAUCAAAUGGGUUCGCUGCUUGCAAUUCCACCUGCUGGACUUGAUCAACAGCAUCUCGAGCCACCACAUUUUGCAAAAACUGCCAGCCACAAAUGAGCUAAUUGAAAAAUACAACAACGUGAACACGCACCUGAAAGCGUUUGAAGCUGAUGUGAUCAAAACUUGGACUAAUCAAACAAUAAGGCCAGUGGAUGAGGGUUUGAGGCAAAAACUGCUGGCCUUUGAUAAGGAAACGGGAGAAGUUGAAGUAAAUCUGGACUUUCGGCUGAUGGUUUUGAUCAGAGAGGCGGACUGCAUGGCAAAAAUGGAAAUCGAGGUGCCAAUAAUUGCAAUGACGCUGUUGAGCAAGAGGAGCUAUUUCACCACCAUUAACGACUGCCUUGAGUUGCUACUGAACCGCUUCACUCAAGCCGUCCAAGCUGUGAAAGCGGACGUCCGACCCCUCUUUCUGCCACACAUGAUGCGCAUGGCCGGCAUGUUGUCGCCUGGUUUCCACACUAUCACCUGGUCUGAUCCCACCUGGGACGAUUUUUAUUUGAACACCCUUGAGGCAGUCAAGACUUUUGAAGUUCUAACAACAAGGGUUCACGACAUUUACAACAAUCGAAUUCUCUCAGUUCUCUCUUCCAUGCAAAAGAUUAAGCUGCACGCGCUUCCGAGCAGCAGCAAACCGUGGAGUGUUGAGGAGUUUGCAGACAGAAAUGAGUUCACCUGCUGCAGGGCUGCUGCCGAACUGCACAGAAAAAGUUUGAUGGUGGAAGAAGCGGUGGAGGAAAUUCUGGAUUUGGUCCGAAAGGCGGCACCAUCUUUUAAAACCUCAACUGAGCCCGACGAGUUUGACGCUCUAAUGGUAGAAGGGAAAGAUGAGGACACGGAACAAGAAGAAAACGGCGGUGAGGGUGCAGCCGGAAGUGCAGUGGCCGCGUCGACGACCUCUUUGCAGCCUCAGCAGGACUGGAGCGUCGUUUCCGAGUGCUUCGACCAGCCGCACACCGUCAUGAAGGGCGGGCCCCUUUCCAAGGCGCUGCAGGACGUGGUGCGAAACGCCGUCAGCGAGAUGCGUCGCUAUUACAGUCGAAAAGUGAUUGACGUGCUGAUAAAGGUAACCAAACAGUCGCUGGACACCCUCAGACGACGCUUCAUCAGCGAACCAGACACUGCCUCGACUUCUACGCCGAAUCCGGUAUUUAUUAUCCACAUUUCACUGGUGAUUCCAAAUGUGGCCAUCAAACCGAAUUUGGACGAAAUCCAGGAGGCGCUCACUAAUGCAGGGAGGAAUAUCACAAACGUGGCCAAAGGCGUCGGCCUGUGGACGGGCGGCAAAGUGCAACAGCAAGUGUGGCGCAAACUGGCCAUGCGACCCCCAGGUGCCUUAAGUGACCUGGUUUCGCAAAUCGAACAGGGCACUCAGCAGCGAAACAAAAAGGACGACCCGAAAAGGCGCCGGCGCCGCAUCUACAAAGUCGCCUCCGAGGAAAAGAUGAAUUUCCCGCACCAGCAGAAGAACUUUUUCAGUUUCGUCAUUGAGAACAAGGAGGUGAUGAAAAUGCUCACCCUUCUUUCCACUUGCACUAUGGAAAUCAAAACCGAAUUUACGGCAUAUCUUGAGCGAUGGAAACCAUACAAAACUCUGUGGAAAAGUGACCAGGACCGAAAGGACAUGUUGCAGGCAGGUUUGCAGGAUUUUGUGAACAUGCUAAGGUACCAUGGGGAACUCGAAUCGGAUCUGAACGUCGAGUCGGAUAUGCACUACUUUGGCCAGAGUGUUGUUGUCUCCGCUGAAAAACUGAAAUUCGGCCUCCUAACCGAGAUAAAAGCCUGCACGUACAGAAUCGGUCAGGCUUUACGAAAGAAAUACAAACGAGAGAUGGAUUACGUAUACGCGGUCGUUAGUGAAAUGGACCGGAAACUUGACAGACCGAUUCGCGACUUGGACGACGUCAGAGUCGUAAUGGAUAAUCUGAAGAAAAUUAGAGACCAGGAAGUUGAUAUGGAACUCAGAAUCGAUCCAAUUGAGGAGGCUUUCAACAUAAUUUCUCGAUAUGAAAUCCCGGUGGACAGAGAGGAGCUGGAUCAGAUAGACAACCUGCGCUACACGUGGCACCGUUUGGUCAAAAGAGCUCUGGACGUGCACUGUCUGCUUUUGAAUAUGCAGCCGAGGUUUGAGGAAGAUUUGCGGAAAAAUCUGCAGCGCUUCCGGUUGGAUAACAUUCAGUACUGCCACGAGUACCGCACUUCUGGUCCAAUGAUGCCUGGACUCACUCCAAGGGAGGCUUCAGACAAACUGAUUGUCUUUCAAAAUCGUUUUGAUGGCAUGUGGAGGAAAUUACAAACCUAUCAAAGUGGCGAAGAACUUUUUGGUUUGCCUCAAACGGAGUAUCCUGAGCUGGCACAAAUAAGAAAGGAGCUGAAUCUGCUGCAAAAGUUGUACAAAUUGUACAACGAUGUGAUUGAUAGGGUGAGCAGCUACUACGAUAUUCCCUGGGGCGACGUCAACAUUGAGGAAAUCAACAAUGAACUGAUGGAAUUCCAGAAUAGGUGUCGCAAACUUCCGAAAGGAUUGAAGGAAUGGCCUGCAUUCCACGCGUUGAAGAAAACCAUCGACGACUUCAACGACAUGUGUCCCUUGCUCGAGUUAAUGGCCAACAAGGCGAUGAAGCCGCGCCACUGGCAGCGCAUCAUGGACUCGACCAAGCACAAUUUCGAGCUGGACAGCGAGGGAUUCUGCCUAAAACACAUUUUGGAGGCACCUUUGCUGGAGUGCAAAGAGGACAUUGAGGAUAUUUGCAUUUCUGCAAUGAAAGAGAAGGACAUUGAAGCGAAACUGCGGCAAGUGACCAACGAAUGGUCCAUCCACGAGUUGACCUUCAUGACCUUCAACAACCGCGGAGAACUUUUACUUCGGGGAGAUACGACUGCAGAGACAAUUGGACAACUUGAGGACAGUCUGAUGGUUCUCGGCUCGCUUUUGUCCAAUCGGUAUAACGCGCCAUUCAAAAAGCAAAUCCAGCAGUGGGUGUCCGAUUUGUCCAACACGAACGAGAUUCUGGAACGGUGGUUGUUGGUGCAGAACAUGUGGGUCUACCUGGAGGCAGUGUUCGUCGGAGGCGACAUCGCCAAGCAGCUGCCAAAAGAGGCCAAGCGCUUCAGCAAAAUCGACAAGUCGUGGCAGAAAAUCAUGCAAAGAGCGCACGAGACCCCAGGGGUGGUUGCCUGCUGCGUGGGUGAUGACCUGCUCAAGCAGUUGCUGCCCCACUUGCAAGAGCAACUCGAACUCUGCCAAAAAUCACUGAGCGGCUAUUUGGAGAAAAAGAGAAUGAUGUUCCCGAGGUUCUUCUUCGUUUCCGACCCCGCUCUCUUAGAAAUUCUCGGCCAAGCUUCCGAUUCGCACACAAUCCAAAACCACCUGUUAUCGAUUUUCGACAACACUCGCUACGUCAAAUUCCAUGACAUUGAAUAUAACAAAAUUCUCGCAAUCGUUUCAUCCGAGGGAGAAACCAUUCAGCUGGAAAAAGCAGUUCGGGCAGAGGGCAGCGUGGAAACUUGGUUGACCGCUUUACUGCAAACGUCUCAAGCAUCUUUACAUUCAAUCAUUCGUUCAAGCCACACGAUGAUCAACGACGCCAAUUUUAAUCUGCUCGCUUUUCUCGACAAAAUGCCAGCUCAGAUCGGUUUGCUUGGAAUUCAAAUGGUUUGGACUCGCGAUUCUGAAGCUGCACUGCUGCAAGCCAGGGCGGACAAAAAGGUCAUGGGCGAGACCAACAACCGAUUUUUAGAGCUACUUAAUACGUUAAUUGACCAAACCACAAGAGAUUUGACCAGGAUUGAACGCAUUAAAUUUGAGACGCUCAUCACUAUUCACGUGCACCAGCGAGACAUUUUUGAUAUAAUGUGCCGAAUCAACGUGAAGCACGUCAACGAUUUCGAAUGGCUCAAGCAAUGCCGGUUUUACUUCAAAGAGGAUAUUGACAAGACCCUGAUUUUGAUUACUGACGUCAAUUUUACGUACCAGAAUGAAUAUCUGGGAUGCACUGAUCGGCUUGUGAUUACACCUUUGACUGACAGGUGUUACAUCACCCUGGCCCAAGCCCUGGCGAUGAGCAUGGGCGGUGCGCCUUGCGGCCCAGCAGGAACUGGCAAGACGGAAACGGUCAAGGACAUGGGCAAGACGCUGGCCAAGUACGUGGUCGUGUUCAAUUGCUCUGACCAAAUGGACUACCGCGGUCUGGGCCGAAUCUACAAAGGACUCGCGCAGUCGGGGUCGUGGGGCUGCUUCGACGAGUUCAACCGAAUCGAACUGCCCGUCCUGUCAGUGGCCGCGCAGCAAAUCGCGGUCGUUCUCGGCGCCAAAAAGGAGAAAAAGAAGCAGUUUGUCUUCACGGACGGAGACACAAUUACUCUCUGUCCUGAAUUUGGAAUUUUCAUCACCAUGAACCCUGGUUACGCUGGACGAAAGGAGCUGCCUGAGAAUUUGAAAAUCCAAUUUAGAACUGUGGCGAUGAUGGUUCCAGACAGGCAAAUCAUCAUUCGAGUCAAACUGGCCAGCUGUGGAUUUUUAGAAAAUAUCACCCUGGCUCGAAAGUUCUACACUCUUUACAAAUUGUGCGAAGAGCAGCUCACCAAGCAGGUUCACUACGAUUUCGGUUUGAGGAACAUUUUGUCCGUUUUGCGAACGCUGGGUGCCGCCAAAAGGGUCAACUCGAAAGACACGGAGAGCAUGAUUGUGAUGAGGGUCUUAAGAGAUAUGAAUUUGUCAAAGCUGAUAGAUGAAGACGAGCCUCUUUUUAUGUCUUUGGUGUCUGACCUUUUCCCAAAUCAAAUGUUGGAGAAAACUGGGUAUCCAGAGUUAGAAACUGCAAUUCAGCAGCAGGUCGAGGAGGCAGGGCUUGUUUACCACCCACCGUGGGUGCUCAAAUUAAUUCAGCUUUAUGAAACGCAAAGAGUGCGUCACGGAAUAAUGACCUUAGGACCGACCGGCGCCGGCAAGACGACGUGCAUCCAGGUGCUGAUGAAGGCGCUGACCGCUAUGGGGCAGAACCACCGCGAGAUGCGCAUGAACCCGAAGGCCAUCACGGCGUCGCAAAUGUUCGGCCGGCUGGACGUGGCCACCAACGACUGGACGGACGGAAUUUUCUCGGCUCUGUGGCGCAAAACGCUCAAGCUGAAGAAGGGCGAGCACGUGUGGUUGGUGCUGGACGGACCUGUGGACAGCAUUUGGAUCGAGAACCUCAAUUCCGUCCUGGACGACAACAAAACGCUGACGCUGGCCAACGGCGACAGACUGUCCAUGGCGCCUACGUGCAAGAUCAUUUUCGAGCCAGAAAACAUUGACAAUGCGUCACCGGCGACAGUUUCAAGAAACGGAAUGGUUUACAUGAGCUCAAGCGGCCUAGACUGGAAGCCGAUUUUGCAAAUGUGGCUUCAGAAGCAGAGUCCGCGAGAGGUGAAAAUUUUCCAAGAACUUUUUGACGCGUCUUUCGCCACAGUUUAUUCUUGGAUGAGUCAAAAUCUGACGCCCAAGAUGAAAGUUCUGCAGUGCAACGUCAUCCAACACAUGCUGGACGUUUUGGAAGGGCUAGUUCCAAGAGAGCAAGAAAAGUCGGAGGAGGAAAAUUUUGAAGAGCCUCCAACUCCAGUUUCGCCAAGCAAACCAGGUGAUGGUGUUCAAAUUCCAGUUAUCGAAGUGGAGAUAGAAGAAGAUGACGAUCUGGACAAAGAGAAGGUCUCGACGCAAUUAACCAACAAACACUUGCAGCGAUUCUACGUUUUUUCCCUCGUCUGGGGUAUGGGUGGACUGCUGGACACCGCGGACAGGCUGCAGUUUGACAUCUUCUUAAGAGAAAAACUCACUCUCGACUUGCCAUUUAAAAAGGCGGAUAAAGGUGCGACCGUUUUCGACUACGUCGUUAGCCCCACAGGCGAGUGGGAGCACUGGAACUCGCUGGUAGUUCCAUACGUCUACCCUGAAAAUAGCACGCCUGACUACAGCUCAAUCUUGGUGCCCAUAAUUGAAACCGUCCGCAUGGACUACUUGAUCAAUGUUAUCGCAAAGCAGGGAAAAGCAAUAAUGUUGAUUGGAGAGCAAGGAACGGCCAAAACUGUGAUGAUGAAGUCUUACAUGAAAAAGGCCAACACCGACACUCACUUGAGUAGAAUUUUUAACUUCUCUUCAGCCACCACUCCGCAACAAUUUCAGAAAACGAUUGAGAGCUACGUGGAAAAACGAAUGGGAAACACUUACGGUCCUCCUGGUGGAAAGAAAAUGCUUGUUUUCAUUGACGACAUCAACAUGCCGCACAUCAACGAAUGGGGUGACCAGGUCACCAAUGAAAUCGUACGGCAGUUGAUGGAAAUGGGUGGAUUUUACAGUCUCGAAAAGCCGGGCGACUUUACCACGAUCGUUGACAUGCUAUUUGUGGCCGCGAUGUGCCAGCCCGGAGGUGGGCGAAAUGACAUUCCCUCGCGGCUCAAGCGAAAGUUCUGCAUUUUCAACUGCACCCUGCCCACUGAUGAAUCGAUCGACCGAAUUUUCUCUGUAAUUGGCGAGGGCCAUUACAACGUGAAAAGAGGUUUCGUUCCAGAGGUCAGAAAUUUGAUCAAGAAACUUGUGCCUUUAACCAGAGUCCUUUGGCAACACACAAGAAUAAAUUUGCUUCCGACGCCGGCGAAAUUCCACUACGUCUUCAAUUUGAGGGACUUGUCGCGAAUUUGGCAGGGAAUGGUCGGCACCUUGAGCACCGUAAUCGAAAAUGAGCGAGUUCUUGUCUCAUUAUGGAAACACGAGUGCGUACGUGUAUUUUCUGACAGAUUUGUGUCCGAGUCUGACAAGGACUGGUUCAGAGGAAAGUUGAAAGACCUGGUUGGAGAACACUUGGGCGAAAAUUACCGGAAAAUGGCAGAACCUGAGGAGGUUUUUGUCGACUUCAUGAGGGACGCACCAGAGCCUACUGGCGAGGAGGGUGAAGACGCUGACAUGGAGCUGCCCAAGGUUUACGAGCCCGUCAGUGGCUAUGACGAUUUGAAGGAGAGGUUGGAAAUGUUCCUCUCGCAGUACAAUGAGAUGCAACGCGGAGCUGGAAUGGACCUCGUCUUUUUCCCUGAUGCGAUGCUCCAUUUAGUCAAAAUUUCUCGAGUGAUCAGGCAUCCAAGAGGCAACGUCAUGCUAAUUGGAGUUGGCGGCUCCGGAAAACAGUCCCUUACAAAAUUGGCCUCGUUCAUUGCCGGUUACAAAACUUUCCAAAUUACGUUAACAAGGUCAUACAAUAUUGCGAAUUUCCUUGAGGACCUCAAGUUCUUGUACCGCACUUGCGGCGUCCAAGGGAAAGGCACGACUUUCCUUUUCACCGAUCUGGACAUCAAAGAGGAAGGUUUUCUCGAAUACCUGAACAACAUUCUUUCGUCAGGCGUCAUUUCAAAUUUAUUCAACCGCGACGAACAGCAAGAAAUAAUUUCCGAACUGACCCCCAUCAUGAAAAGGGAGUUUCCCAAAUUGACCCCCACGGCUGAAUCGGUCAUGGAAUACUUUUUGUCGCGCGUCUGCCAGAAUCUGCACGUCGUUUUUUGCUUUUCACCGGUUGGAGAAAAAUUCCGCAAUCGCGUGUUGAAAUUCCCAGCCCUGGUGUCCGGCUGCACGGUCGACUGGUUCCAACCGUGGCCUAGAGAUGCGUUGGUUGAAGUUGCGAAGCAUUUCAUUACUGAUUUUGAAAUCGCGUGCACGCCUAAAGUGAAAUCGGAACUGGUAGAGGCGCUUGGAUCUAUUCAGGACAUUGUGUCCAACAUGUCAAAUGAGUAUUUCCAAAGAUUCCGUCGAGCCACUCACGUCACUCCAAAGUCAUACUUGAACUUCAUCGGUGGCUACAAAAACAUCUACCAAAACAAGCAGCGCGAGCUUGGCCAGGGCGCCGAGCGAAUGGACACCGGCCUUGCCAAACUCAAGGACGCAUCCAAGUCGGUCGAAAUUCUGAAGCAAGAGUUGGCCAUAAUGGAGAAGGACCUGGCGCUGGCCUCUGAAAAGGCUGAAAAGGUGCUCAGCGAAGUCACGGAAAGGGCCAUGCAGGCCGAGCAGUUCAAGAAUCAGGUGCAGAAGGUCAAGGAGAAGGCGGAGGCGCUGGUCGAGAACAUUGCCCAGGAAAAGGCGAUUGCAGAGGAAAAACUCGAAGCCGCCAAACCCGCGCUUGAAGAAGCUGAGGCGGCGCUCAACACUAUAAAACCAGCUCACAUUGCAACUAUUCGCAAACUUGGUCGGCCACCUCACCUCAUUAUGCGCAUAAUGGAUUGCGUGCUCAUUCUGUUCCAACGAAAACUGCACGCAGUGAUUGGAGACACAGCUGCUCCUUGUCCCAAACCCUCCUGGGCUGAAUCACUGAAGAUGAUGGCGAGCACAACAUUUUUGAUCCAACUGCAAAACUACCCGAAGGACAUAAUUAACGACGAAAUGAUCGAGUUGCUGACGCCGUACUUUGAGAUGGAGGACUACAAUAUGGAAACGGCCAAAAGGGUUUGCGGAGAUGUGGCCGGCUUACUUUCGUGGACGAAGGCCAUGUCCUUUUUCCACUCGGUCAACAAGGAAGUGUUGCCAUUAAAAGCAAAUCUCGCGAUGCAAGAGGCUCGUCUGAAAGUGGCCAUGGAUGACUUAGCGAGGGCUGAACAUGAACUGGAGGAACGCGAGGCGGCUCUGAACCAAGUGAAGGCGCAGUACGACGCAGCCGUUUCAGAAAAGCAGCGACUGACCGACGCGGCCACCGUCUGUCUGCGGAAAAUGCAGGCGGCCAGCGCGUUGAUCAAUGGACUUGGUGGAGAGAAAAUUAGAUGGACGCAGCAAAGCAAAGAUUUUAAGGAGCAACUUGGAAGACUGGUUGGAGACGUAGUAAUUGCGACUGGAUUCUUGUCAUACUGCGGUCCUUACAAUCAGCAGUUCAGAGCCAGUCUUGUGACUGGUUGGAUGGAAAUUCUCAAAGUAAAACAGAUCCCGUUCACGCAAAACUUGAACAUCAUCAACAUGCUCAUCGAAAACUCUACCAUUUCCGAGUGGACUUUGCAAGGACUACCGAACGACGAGCUUUCGGUGCAAAAUGCACUGAUUGUGACAAAAUCCAGUUCAUACCCUUUACUCGUCGACCCCCAAAACCAAGGGAAAAUGUGGAUCAAAAACAAGGAAGGUGGAAACGAUUUGCAGAUUACUUCGCUCAACCACAAGUACUUCCGAACACAUUUAGAGGACAGUUUGUCCCUCGGACGGCCGUUGUUGAUCGAAGACGUGGGGGAAGAGCUCGACCCGGUCAUCGACAAUGUGCUGGAGAAAAAUUUCAUCAAGUCUGGAUCAAUUGAAAAGGUCAUUGUUGGAGACAAAGAGUGCGACGUAAUGCCCGGUUUCAUGCUUUACAUCACGACCAAAUUGCCAAAUCCGGCGUACUCGCCAGAAAUCAGCGCCAAAACGUCUAUAAUCGAUUUCACAGUCACCAUGCAAGGCUUGGAAGACCAACUUUUGGGCCGGGUGAUAUUGAUGGAAAAAUCAGACCUCGAAGCUGAGAGAGUUGCUCUGUUCGAGUCUGUGGUUCAAAAUCAAAGGCGAAUGAAAGAGUUGGAAUCUGACUUGCUUGAGAGACUCACCUCUACACAGGGCUCGCUGGUGGACGACGAAGCCCUGAUCCACGUGCUGCAAGUUACAAAAACCACAGCCGAGGAAGUGAACGAAAAGUUGAAAGUUUCCGCUCAAACGGAGAAGAAAAUCACGAUAGCUCGAGAGGAAUUCCGAGCAGUAGCAGCUCGCGGUUCAAUCCUCUACUUCUUGAUUGUUGAAAUGAGCAACGUUAACGUCAUGUAUCAGAACUCAUUGAAACAGUUCCUUAUCAUUUUCGACAACUCCAUCAACAAGUCUCAAAAGAGUGCAAUAACCGAAGAGAGGAUUAGCAACAUUCUGCGCUACUUGACAUUCGAAGUUUGGAAGUUCACUCAAAGGUCCCUGUAUGAAAAGCACAAGGCUCUGUUCACCUUGAUGCUUGCGAUGAAAAUUGACCUAUCGAUGGGCAAAAUCAGCCAUGAAGAGUUUAUGGCGUUUAUAAAAGGAGGUGCAUCUUUAGACCUGAAUGCUGUCACUCCGAAACCAUUCAGGUGGAUUUUAGAUAUAACUUGGCUUAACCUUGUAGAGAUAAGCAAACUGCCGACUUUUGAAGACGUUUUACAAAGGAUCCAGAAUAACGAAAAGGAGUGGAAAACGUGGUAUGAGAAAGAGCGACCUGAGGAAGAGGAAAUUCCUUGUGGGUACCAAAAAUCACUGGACGUGUUCAGGAGGCUGCUGCUCAUUAGGUCAUGGAGUCCUGACAGAACUUUAUCACAGGCUAGACAUUAUGUCAUGAAGUCGCUAGGAUCUGAAUAUGGAGAAGCGUGUAUUUUGGAUUUAGAAGCGACCUGGGAGGAAUCAGAGCCUCGGACGCCUUUGAUUUGCAUGCUUUCUAUCGGGUCAGAUCCAUCGCCCCAAAUCGCAGCUCUCGCCAAGCAGAGAGACAUUAAAAUCCGUUCGGUCUCCAUGGGCCAAGGACAAGAACUGCACGCGAGGAAACUGAUUCAAGACUCGAUGAUUCACGGAGGGUGGGUCCUCAUGCAGAACAUCCACCUGAGUCUGCCCUUCUGCAGCGAGGUGAUGGACUUUUUGGUCGAGACUGACGUCAUCCACGACUCGUUCCGACUCUGGAUGACCACAGAAGUGCAUCCGCAAUUUCCAAUAGGACUAUUGCAGAUGGCAAUUAAAUUCACUAAUGAGCCUCCGCAAGGAAUCCGAGCCAGUUUGAAGCGGACGUAUCAGAAUAUUACUCAAGACUCACUGGAUUACUCGUCCCAGUCGCAAUGGCCACCGCUGUUGUACGCCGUCGCUUUUUUGCACACUGUGGUCCAGGAGAGGAGGAAGUUCGGACCGCUGGGAUGGAAUGUGCCGUACGAAUUCAAUCAGGCGGAUUUCGCUGCCAGCGUGCAGUUCAUCCAGAACCACCUGGAUGAUAUGGACCCUAAAAAGGGAAUAUCUUGGCCGACCGUGUGCUACAUGCUUGGCGAGGUUCAAUACGGUGGUCGAGUGACCGACGAUUUUGACAAACGCCUGCUGCUCACAUUUACACACGUCUGGUUCUGCGACGUGCUCCUGAGGCCAGGUUUUGAGUUUUACAAGAACUACAAAGUGCCUGUGACGAGAAACCUGCAGGGCUACACCGAUUACAUCAACAGCCUGCCGGCCACCGACACGCCAGAGGUUUUCGGCCUCCACCCAAAUGCAGACAUUACAUAUCAGAUCAAUACAGCUAAAGCAAUUUUGGACACAAUUUUGAGUGUUCAGCCCAAGGAGGGUGGCAGUCAGGGCGGCGAAACCAGAGAAAGUAUAGUCUAUAGGUUGGCAGACGAUAUGCUUGAGAAAAUACCAAAACCCUACAAUAGCUUCGAGGUUCGAGAGGCUCUGAAUCGCAUGGGUGCCCUGCUGCCCAUGAAUAUUUUCCUGCGCCAGGAAAUCGACCGGAUCCAGCGAGUCAUCAAAGAGGUGCACACCACGCUGUGCGACCUGAAACUCGCGAUUGACGGCACAAUAAUUAUGAGUGCUGCUUUAAAAGAGUCGCUGGACGCAAUGUACGACGCUAGAAUACCAGCUCGUUGGCAAAAGAUGUCGUGGGAAUCGACCACGUUGGGCUUUUGGUUCACCGAACUGCUCGAAAGGGACUUCCAGUUCCGAAAGUGGAUGGCCAACGGAAGACCCCACGUGUUUUGGAUGACCGGAUUUUUCAAUCCGCAAGGAUUUUUGACAGCUAUGAGACAAGAAGUGACACGCGCCCACAAAGGCUGGGCCCUCGAUUCGGUUGUCCUGCAAAACUUAAUAACGCGGUACUCAAGAGAAGAGCUGCACGAGGCACCUCCUGAGGGCGUCUACGUUUACGGACUGUUUCUCGAGGGCGCGAGUCUGGACAGGAAGACUUGCAAACUGAUCGAGAGCAAACCAAAAGUGCUGUACGAACAGAUGCCGGUAAUUUACAUCUACGCAAUUAACACGACCGCCGGCAAGGACCCGAGACUGUACGAGUGUCCCAUCUACAAGAAGCAAUGUCGCACCGACCAGAAAUACGUCGGCUCGGUUGACUUUGAGACGGACAACAACCCAAGGCACUGGACACUCAGAGGAGUUGCUCUACUUUGCGAUAUUAAAUAAAGAGCGAACUAGAUGGUUAUAUUUCAAUCCAAUAAAAUGAAG
This is a messenger RNA of Neocloeon triangulifer, 14247 nucleotides long. It is a transcript of the gene Dhc1, whose product is annotated as dynein axonemal heavy chain 5. Gene Ontology annotation, molecular function: ATP binding; minus-end-directed microtubule motor activity; dynein light intermediate chain binding. Gene Ontology annotation, cellular component: dynein complex. The coding region runs from base 1 to 14205 and encodes 4734 amino acids. The record is from RefSeq and is a predicted model, not a curated record. The transcript has 70 exons. Lineage: Eukaryota; Metazoa; Arthropoda; Insecta; Ephemeroptera; Baetidae. Gene Ontology annotation, biological process: microtubule-based movement.